AUGCCUCCAUCAUGGUUCCGCCUUCCGACGCGCGUGCCACCAGAGCUUGAGGAGGCGGACUGGUCGGGUCAUCUGAAGGAUCCUCACCCCACACCAUUCUCGGACGCGCUCAUCUCUCAACUUUCAUUGACAGGUGAUGUGUCCGCCUUCGCUUACGACCCCGUCCAAGGCUACCUCGCUCUCGGCACGACCAAUGGAUGCUUGCACUUGCUCGGAGGCACCAUAAGAGUCAGCUGGGCACUUAGACCUGCCGUCGGCAUUCGACACUUGGCUUUCAGAAGCGGCACCGGGCUGCUCAUAGUCGCCGACCAGAAGGACAACCUGAGCAUCUUUGAUAUCUCCCGAGCCGACCCAAGCUUGGCUCCCAAUGCUGGCGGACCCAGCAGCGCUGCAGAUAGCCCCAGUACCACGAGAAUUGCAGCUGGUAUAGGGCCGACGACACCCGGCGAUGCGUUGCAUCCCGAUACUCCUAUGCGUAUCCAUGCGCACAGCGCUCGCAAUUCGGUCACCUGCAUCGAAACACAGCCAGGUCACGCUCACCUGUGGAUCGGUCUUAGGGAUGGUACUGUGGAUGCGUACGACCUCGACCGCUUGCACUUGAGCCCCUACAGGAUACCGAACUUGUGGUGGGAGGAAGAGGAGAUUCUGCGAAAGUCUGGUGUACCGGAUGCCCCAAGCCGAAGACAUGUGCCAAUGGUCAUCGACAUCAAGACGCAUCCCCUCGAUCUCGGUCGGGUCUUGCUUGCAUAUGAGGGCGGAGCCUGUCUGCUCGACGUCAAGACCCGCGCAGUCAUUCGGUCAUUCCAACUGCGUCUGCUGCCAGGAGCUCCGGGAGCAGGCGGAGCACCAGACGAGAUACUCUGGACAGAAAGAGCUUCGCCAGCAACAUGUGUUGCCUGGCGACCUGAUGGCAUCAUCUUUGCCAUGGGCCAUGCGGAUGGCGUCGUCUCUUUUUGGAACGUGGAUGAUGGUGACAAGCCCUUGCUUGUCAGAACGCUGGAUCAGAUCGACGUGGACAAACCUCAGGCUCCUUCAGGCGACGCUCACUCUCACGACUCGCCAUCUCGCUUCAUGCGCGAACCCAUCUUUAAGCUGGCAUGGAGCGGUUUCAGCUCUGCAAGCUGGCGGGACUUUGCAGCGCAAGGCACGGCGCUCACGGUUUUAGGUGGCGGUGUUUUAGACGCAUCUUCGGGUGUGGUGUCGUGGCACUUUCCAGCAUACUCGGCACCUGUUCAGCUGUGGGCCUCAAAGACCCCGGAAGCUCUGGCCAAGCUGCGCAAUUCCCUUCGAUCGAGCAUCAUCACAGAACGUGAGGCGCGUAUACAAACCAAGGCGACUUGUGAGGACUUCUUACUUCUACCCGCUGCCUCGCCACAUUAUGGCGGUGCUUUCGAUGCUACAGCCCUCUUGGCUCUCAUCGGAUCUGAUCCCAGCCUUCCACCUCUGCAAGGUGCGACUCGAGGUCUACAAGCUUUCGCAUUUCCGGCCGGCGCACCCACCGAACAAGGUCUGCACAUUGCCGGCUCGAAGACAUCCGCAGCUGAGGAGCUUGAACUGCCAUUCUCCCUCGCCAUGACUGGCAGCAGCGCUGCAAAGGGCGUUCGGCUGGCUCAAGUCGGCCUCCACGCUUAUCGCAAGCUUGUCAGCGUCUCCUCCAAGUCUGACCCGCUCGGUUCCUGGGACGCAGGAGUAGCCGAGGAGCUUGCACGUCAAUCAGCCGCCGACCGGCACUCUCAGGGUCUUCCUCUGCGAGGCGGUGAAGCUCACCCUACUGCUCUGAAUGGAGCCACACUAGAGUCUUUGCUGAGAGAGAGCGACAGACUCACCGCGUACAAGAUCAUCGUCAGCUGGCACCACGAUGGAACCAUCCGAUUCGCUGAUGCUAGUCCGCAUUUGCUGCUGAAAGGUCGGAUCGACUUGCCGCCGGAGGGCUCAGACCCCGUCACUCACCCUCUCCCUCAGCCGGUUCUGGAGGAAGCUUUUCCGAAGCCUUUGCACCACCUGACAAUUUCAUUGCAAGAUCUGGUGCAUGGAUCGCACGCAAGUAGACAACAUGCGGCGGUCUUUGCCAGACUCCGAGCGAGUCCUUCGCGCAUGCAGAUAUUGGACGUGCACUUCGCGCCGGACGCUUUGGAGAUUGGCGUCGUGCUCGCUGGAGGUGCUCUUUUACAUUACCGCUUCGAUUUCGCAAACGCGAGCGAAACCGAAGCAAUCAGGGCUCAGGUUGCUCAGGAAGCUGCGAUUGAUGAAGAGGCAGCGAGAGAAUUCGCGGAGCACACGUCGGAGCCACCGAGCGCGAAGAGCGUGGAGCUGAGUAAGCUUGACGACGCCAUGAGAGAUGUCGACCUCCGGGACACCCCAGGCCCAACAUCACCCAGCCAGCGGGCCGAAGUUCAGGCGCCAAAUUCCGCGGCCAGCCUCAACAACGCAGCAAUGAGCCGGAGUGGAUCACACGCAAGUGCAAUGGCUCCCCCACCUCGACCAAGAAGAGAUCCCAAACGGUUGAGCGUCAUGCCGACUUCUCCACCUAGUGCGCGAAACCUUGCCGGUGCCUCCCGUGUACGCCAAGAAGACAAUAUUUCAGCUCCUGUCCAUAGCACGUCUGCACCGAGCACACCUCUUCCGGUAGUUCGGCAGAUUGAGCCUGUCGGUAACUUCGCAGACUGGUCCCAAGACGGUUUCAAGGCGAAUUUAUUGAUUGAUUUGUCGCGUGGUGGUGUCACUGCAGCAGCAGUCUCAGACGUCGGUUUCAUUGCAAUCGCGUACGGUGCUGCCUUGGCCAUCAUUGACCUCCGAGUCGCGGACAUAAUCUACAGAGAAGGCUUUGGAGAUGGCUCAGACACGCCUGCGCUGUCAGCAGGCGCAUCGAGCAAGGAGGGUAAGGAGUACCGUAAACUAGUAGAGGAGGAAGGCACCGACGCCAUAAGCUUGUUGCGUUUGAGUAUGGCGCGUACCAUCGAACACAAUCUGCUGGCCCCCCAAUUACUCGUGUUACGCCCCAAUCGCGUAGGCAUCAGAACCUUUCUCAAAGCGCCCAAUGAGUGGAUCGUGACCCGAACAGGUGUCGUUACAUUCGACGACCUCCACACACCGGUAGAUGCAUACGUCCUCGACUCAAAAGGCAGAGAGUGUGGUGCUACCCCGCUCGAGCUUCGACAGGGCCUUCGAGAGCAGGAUACUCCAGACGAUGAUGAUCCAGAAAGGCACGAAAUCCACUCGCUCGUUUUAGCAGGCGAGCAAAGUGAGUCGAGCUUCAUAGUGUCCUUCUACAUUUAUGUGCGAGCUGGAGUGACCGGCGCCAAGCUUGCGAAAGUAAAUGUUGGGGAGCGAAUCUUGCGCAUGCAAAUCGUUGAACGAUUUGGUCAGCACGUCUGCAUGGCGUCGACACUCAGCUCGACACAGGUGUACUCUCUACCUCAUUUGCAGCACGUCGUCCGGCUGCCCAGUAAGCAUCGGCGCGACGCUAAAGCUACCGCUGCUGUGGAUGGCCAGCUCUUGGCACCCAUCCCUGUCAGCUUCUCGAUAUCUCGGAGCGGAGACGUGAUCGAGCUCGGCCCCACACUACAAGACCUCCGACUCUCAACACUUCUUGGCAAUGUGGCCAGACCAGGUGUUCCUGCGCUCGAUCUGUACUCCCCCACCAAGGCUUCCGCUUGCCCACAUCACCCUGGCGCCGUCACAGCUGCGGUCAAAGGUGUCACGUCCUGGCUUUCGGGCAAGUCCAGCGCCAUCGAUGCAGGUUCGCAGCUCGACGAAUUACUUGCGGGGGCGACAUCCGGAAAAAGACCUGAAGCUCCGAAGCUCCCUGAGCCAAAGCACGUCCAGAUGGCAGCUGCUCGAGAAUUGGAAAUCGCAGAAAGGUUGGCGGCGAGAGAAGAGGCUGAGGCUCGCAAGAAUGGUGUCAAGUCAGGUGGUCAGUCAGUUCGGCAACCUCCGCCGCCCAGAACGCUUGGUGAACGGCAUUCUGAAACGGUGGCGAGGGAGACGAGGGAUGCUCGCAACGCUGCUGCCAAUGCGAGAACUGCGGCUGAGGAGAGGGGCCAGCUCAUGGGCGGCUUGGAAGAGUCUCUUGGCUCGCUCGAGCGUGGAGCCUCCCAAUGGCUGCAGAAUUCGCGAAACAUGGCCAUGAAGGCCAGCGCGAAGAACACAUUCACCAAAACUUUUGGUUUCUGA
Messenger RNA from Ceraceosorus guamensis, 4173 nucleotides. RefSeq lists its product as hypothetical. The record is from RefSeq and is a predicted model, not a curated record. The coding region runs from base 1 to 4173 and encodes 1390 amino acids. Gene Ontology annotation, molecular function: myosin II binding; GTPase activator activity; syntaxin binding. Gene Ontology annotation, biological process: regulation of protein secretion; regulation of exocytosis; establishment of cell polarity. The transcript has 7 exons. Lineage: Eukaryota; Fungi; Basidiomycota; Exobasidiomycetes; Ceraceosorales; Ceraceosoraceae. Gene Ontology annotation, cellular component: plasma membrane; cytoplasm.